Messenger RNA from Gloeophyllum trabeum ATCC 11539, 3049 nucleotides. RefSeq names its product TFP11-domain-containing protein. Gene Ontology annotation, cellular component: U2-type post-mRNA release spliceosomal complex. The coding region runs from base 1 to 2973 and encodes 990 amino acids. The transcript has 6 exons. Gene Ontology annotation, biological process: spliceosomal complex disassembly. Gene Ontology annotation, molecular function: nucleic acid binding. NCBI's taxonomy places the organism in Eukaryota, Fungi, Basidiomycota, Agaricomycetes, Gloeophyllales, Gloeophyllaceae. The record is from RefSeq and is a predicted model, not a curated record.
AUGCCACGGCGGAAACGCGACUUAUUGGAUGACCUCGACUCUGAUUCCUCUGUCGGGUCUGAUGUCGAAGACAUACCCGAUUUACCUGACAACGACCCCGAUCUACGAGAGGAACGCGAACUAUUUGAGAACCCGUAUGGACGGAAGAAGAGAAGGAAGGGCGGGAAGGAGGACGCUAUCUACGGUGUGUUUGCGGAUGACAGCGAAGAAGAGGAGAAGUAUACACCGAAGAAACGCGAGACAAGGGGCAGACGAAGUGACUGGACUAAGGCACCAGCCUUUACAAAGGGGAAUCAGAACGAGUCGAGCAAGCCUUCAGAUGACGAUCAGGUCAUGGAGGAUGCGGAUAAUGCGGAAGAUAGUGAUGCAGGCUCAGUGGGCUCUGGUGACUCUGGAGACGCACACAUGUCGGACGCCGCUUCUCCCGGACUCCGAGCGGAAGAGCCUGAAGAAGAGAGGGAGGAUAGGGAGGCGGAGGAGGAAGAGGAACGGCAGCCCAAAGGUGGUCUAGGCAUGGGGGCUUCUAAGGGUGCGUCCGCGAGCAUGUUCACUGGCUUCAGCAGAGGCGGUAUAGGCUCCGCUCGCCUACAGUCCACUCAGGAUGACGCUGAGCAAGAGCCAGUACCCAAAGGAGGUAUUGGUCUUGGUGGAGGCGCGCGCACGUCGAACAAUGCAUUUCCAGCUUUCGGUAAGGGGGGUAUUGGCUCGUCACGUUCCACCCCUGCUACAUCUCAGUCACCACCACCCAGUCUGCCUUCUGGCCUACCCUCUGCCUUUGGUGCUUCCCGUACACAACGUUCAUUCUUGCGGGAUGGAUCGACUGGUUCAGACGGAACUCGUACUCCUCCCCCGCUAGCGCCCCAUGAGCGGGCUCACUUCAGCAAGCUGCAAGGCACCUUCGGAGCCCGCAUGCUCGAGAAGAUGGGUUGGCAGGCUGGCACAGGUCUGGGUGUUACCGGCGAGGGUAUCGUGACUCCUGUCGAGUCCAAGCUACGCCCUGGAAAGAUGGGUAUCGCGUACAAGGGAUUUAAAGAAAAAACGGAGCAGUCUAAGGCUGAGGCCAGAAGGCGUGGUGAAGUCGUAAGCGAUGACGAGGACGAAGGGAAGGCGAAGAAAGGCAGGAGAGCCGGUCGUACAGUAGAGGACAAAUCAGAGGCUUGGAAAAAACCCAGGAAGACGAAAAGGAAAGUCCAGCACAAGACUUAUGAGGAGAUCCUCGCCGAAGCCGGUGAUGAAGCACCAGCGCCAGGUAUUGGCCCGAUUAUCGACGCUACUGGAGCUACCCCCCGCGAAGUUUCGUCACUCGCUGAGGUAUCCAUGGCAUCCUGGACGCCUUCCACAGACCCUACUAGAAUUCCCGAAGUCCGACAUAAUCUGCGUCUCAUUGCUGAUGCGUGUAAGGUCGAUUUGGACGGGCUGGCCCGGGAAGCUCGAGCGCUGGAAGAGCGUAAAAAAUGGGUCGGCAACGAAGACGCACGACUGAGGAAGAAAGUAUCUGAAGAGGCCGGGUUGAUUGAACGUCUGCAGCAGGUACACCUUGUCGCAGAUGAUAUUAACGCUCAGGCUAAAGGUCUGGCUUCCACAUACGAAGCUUCCAUGGAUGCUUUCUCCCCUCUUUUCGAGAAACUCCUCAGUCAGUUCUCACCAGAGUUUGAUAAGUAUCAUCUGGACGAGAUCGUGGUCGCAGCCAUUGCACCGAUAUUCCGUAGGAUGCUGGCCCAGUGGCGACCACUGGAGGAUCCUGCUGCGUUCACGAGUAUAUUUCGUGCGUGGCGCGGUGCUUUGAAGGUUGCCCCUGAAGAGAAGCCUCGGAAUCAACUGGAUUUGUAUGGCAGUGGGCGAGCUCUGACUAGCCCUGCUACUCAAGUGGAUAAGCCCAUGACGCCUUUUGAGAGCCUGUUGUGGAACGUGUGGUUACCGAAAGUACGAUCUGUCAUCAACAACGACUGGGAUCCUAGGCAGCCUCAGCAGGCCGUCAAGCUAUAUGAGGCGUGGUCAAUCUUCCUACCCCCUUUCAUUCGUGAUAAUUUCUUUGAUCAACUUAUCUUACCGAAAGUCCGGAAGGCGGUAGCAGACUGGAAUCCCCGGAAAGACACGGUGCCGCUGCAAACGCUCGUGUUCCUUUGGCUUCCCCAUAUUGGUCUGAGGAUCGAAGAAGUUCUUGGGGACGCCAAGAGGAAGCUGAAGAGCUCUCUGAGAAGCUGGUCCCCCCGCGAUGGCGUUCCUGAAGAUCUGCUUGUUUGGAAGAACGUGUUUGGUGCCGAUGAAUGGGACAAUAUGAUGUUGAAGUACAUCGUACCCAAACUUGGCGCGCUUCUCCGUGACGAAUUCAAGAUCGACCCGCGGAAUCAAAACAUGGAGCCAAUCAAUCAAGUCCUUGCCUGGGCCGACAUUAUCCGAUCGUCUGUCUUCUCUCAAAUAUUGGAGACCGAGUUUUUCCCUAAGUGGCUCGAGAUCCUGCACUUCUGGCUCAUUCAGCCGAGUGCAAGUUUCGAGGAAGUCGCCCAGUGGUACUCCUUCUGGAAGGGCGUAUUCCCAGAAUAUGUUCAAAGCAUGCCAGAUGUCCGGGAUGAGUUCACGCGCGGCUUACAGCUAAUGAACACGGCUAUCGAACUCGGGCCCGAAGCACGCAAUCGAUUGCCGCGUCCGGAGCGUCGCAAGCCCGACCGCGCAUCUAAAGCUACAUCCCGACAGGGAACACCGAAGCCCAGGGCACCUCGCACGCAGGAGAUCACCUUCCGUUCUAUCGUGGAAGAGUAUGCUGCAUCGCAUAAUCUCCUUUUCAUACCGACUGGACGGGCCCAUGAAACGUCGCGGAUGCCCUUGUUCCGCGUCUCCCAGCGCGCGGACGGAAAAGGCGGGUUGAUCGUAUACAUACAGGAUGAUGCUGUCUGGGCUCCUGAGCCUGACGGCCAGUAUAGGGCGAUAAGCCUGGAGACAAUGGUAGCUCGAGCAUUGAAGGACAAUCGCUGACGUGUACUGCGGACUUUGUAGAGCCCUUAUCGGUGUUUCGUCCUGUAUUCUAUGUAAUUCUGAUAUAUCCUUCAAC